Hydractinia symbiolongicarpus is the source of this 1464-nucleotide messenger RNA. RefSeq lists its product as uncharacterized. The record is from RefSeq and is a predicted model, not a curated record. The transcript has 6 exons. Lineage: Eukaryota; Metazoa; Cnidaria; Hydrozoa; Anthoathecata; Hydractiniidae. The coding region runs from base 200 to 1264 and encodes 354 amino acids. Gene Ontology annotation, cellular component: membrane.
UUUUUUUUUGACAUUAAUUAAAUGGUUUUGAAAGGUUUCUGAAAGAGGUAGCAACAAUAAAAGUCUUAAAGAACAAUCCAAAGUGGUGGCCAUGUAAUUACACCUCAAGUACCCCGCAUUGAACGUGAAAAACCCAAAACGUUUAACUCAUGCUUCCAAUCUAACAGUUUAUAAUAUAAAAAUUUAUCAAAAUGUACGGAUGGGACUCAAUGAUGAAAGUAUUCUUCUUAUUUCAGUAACGCUGACAACCGCUGACAUAACAAUGUAUGGGUUUGGUAACACAAACAGUGAUGAUUGUGAAAACGCGACCACGGCGGAAAUAAAGUCGUCAUCAAUAAAAAAAGCGACGGCAAAAACAGUGACGGUAAAUAUUACAAUGGAACGCAGCACUGCGACCAAAACACCUACAAUUUCAAUUAGCACGACAAUAUUAGAAAUUACGAUCUCUGAAACGAUACCAAUCGCCAGAAGUAAGAAGAAGAAAGUGUCCAAGGCCGUAUUCCCCACCAUGUCUGAUUUACCCAGUUCCACUGUCAUUAAACCAAUAAUCACAACAACGCACAAAACUUCAACCGCUGUACGUGAUAGCAAUCCCGUCGCUGUUAGUCGCAACUCAGACGUGGGGUUGUAUAAAAUACAUGAUGACAGUAAUAACAUUUGCUUUUGGUUUGAAGCAGCGGUUACCUUAAUCAUAAAGUACCAAGAUAAAGACCAAAAUUUUCAUGAAGCGAUGUUUAAUCUUCCGGCAGCCGGUGCUGAUAUAAAUGGCACGUGCUUUUAUGACAAACAAAAAGAAGCAACUAUAAUCAUUAACUGGAACAGUCUUUAUAAAAUCGAAUUUGGAGUGAGACAGGAUUUGAAAGAUUGGUAUAUUGAGUAUAUUUCUGUAAAAAUUAAAACAAAAGACAAAUCAGUUUUUCGUAAUCCAAAAAAAGGUGAACUUCAGGCCACAGCACGUAAUGCAUGGUUACUUCGCACGCCAUUAAAUCACUCCUAUCUUUGCGAGGAAGAAAUGGCAGUAAAUAUUGGUGACAUAAAAAUCGUCAUACAAGGUGUCAAAAUGCAACCAUUUCAUGUCAAAGAUAGCAAGCUUGAAGCAGCACACGUUUGUUCCUCCACAAAAAACAAUCGUUCAUCCGUGAUGCUCUCCGCCAUUGUUUGUAUUAGUUCAGGUUUCGUUCUUGCGACGUUCCUUACCAUCGCUACAUUAUGUUAUUUCGUCAAGCGGAAAAGGACACACAGAGUGUACAAAAUGAUCACGUGACUUUGUGGUAACGUUGAAAGGUGCACCGGAAUUGAGCGAAAAUCGGAAAGUUCUUCUUGUUUUAGGGAUUGGUAAACGUCAAAUGGUAAACCUGAAGGCGUCGAGACUGAGGUUUAUUUAUAGAUAGUCGUAUUUCAAAUUUUUCUGUAACAAUGUUUUAAUUAAAAGACAAUGAAAACACUAAAGCUUUUUUUCCCUGA